Hibiscus syriacus is the source of this 729-nucleotide messenger RNA. RefSeq names its product nuclear transport factor 2B-like. Gene Ontology annotation, cellular component: nuclear pore central transport channel. Lineage: Eukaryota; Viridiplantae; Streptophyta; Magnoliopsida; Malvales; Malvaceae. The record is from RefSeq and is a predicted model, not a curated record. The transcript is spliced from 2 exons. Bases 62 to 430 code for a protein of 122 amino acids. Gene Ontology annotation, biological process: nucleocytoplasmic transport.
GUUCUCUUUCGUCUCGUGAAUUUGAAGCAGCCGCCCAAAUUCUUUAAAUAAAAGAAGAAAAAUGGAUCCAGAUGCAGUAGCGAAGGCCUUCGUUGAGCACUACUACUCCACAUUCGAUGCGAACCGGGCCGGUUUAGCAAAUCUCUACCAGGAAGGUUCCAUGUUGACCUUCGAAGGUCAAAAGAUCCAGGGCUCUCAGAACAUCGUCGCUAAGCUCACCAGCCUUCCUUUCCAGCAGUGUAAGCACAACAUCACCACCGUCGAUUGCCAGCAUUCCGGCUCCGGCGGCAUGCUCGUCUUCGUCAGUGGUAACCUCCAACUCGCCGGCGAACAGCAUGCUCUCAAGUUCAGCCAGAUGUUUCAUUUGAUGCCAACACCACAAGGAAGCUUCUAUGUGUUGAAUGACAUAUUCAGGUUGAACUAUGCGUGAAGACAAAUGGGUGGUGAUACAAUGUCGAGUAUUUUAAAACACAUUUGCUUAUUUUUGGCAUCUUGAAUGAAAAUUGGAAAAUUCUUUUUUGUUGAUCAUGUUUCAUUAUGGUUUCCAUGUCUCUCCACAUUUCAGAGAUUUCUUUUUUUGUGAUUGGUUGAAUUGGUGGGAGACGCUAUCUUAUGUUUUGGAUGUUUGAUUAUAAAUUUUAGUUUAGCUUAUGCUUUUCAGAAACAGAUUUUCCAUCAAUGAAUCAUAGAUAUAUGCAAUUGAUGAUUAAUAUGAAUGGUCUUUCUGUU